GCAUAAAUUGGGUGAGAGAGGCAGCGUGAGCAUGCUGUUAGGAGUUGUCAGCCUCAGAAUUGGAUUUCUUGAAUAUAGUUACAGUUUCGGAGCAAAUGAGAACUGGGAGGAACACGUUUCUACUCCGAGAAUAGCUUCUUCGCGGCAGCUCAAUUUAAACGGGAGUUUAAAUUAGAUUUGAGUUAGUGCAGUCGUUUCAUUUUCGAAUGGAAUGCACCGUGGCGUCUCACUUUAGUUUUAGACAUCGUUAAUUGCAAGCGUGGAUAUUAUACUGACGCGCUGCGCACGCGAACGCGACUAGGGGGACAUCGCUGCAUGUAAUCUCCGAAAUACAUUAAACAAUAGAAUAACCGACGCAUAUGCUUCUCUACAUGGCAUUCUGUCUCUGAACAGCGGAAAACCAACACAGACGAGCCUGUAUAGUUAAAGCUUGUGGCAGCAACGCGGACGAUUAUUAUUUUGUUGUUGCAAAGCAAUUUCUUCUCAGAGACGCGAGCGGCGCGCGCAGAAGUGUGCUGGAGCCGAGAGCGGAUCGCCUGGAGCCGGACUCCUCGCUCCUCAGGACGAUGGUGUUAGACAAGGAAGAGGGACAGAAAUGGGGGAAGGGUCGACAACCGAGAUUCCAGGCUGUGCAAAGAAUGAUGACAGGUGUGCCGAUGCUCUCCGUCCAGCCCAAAGGAAAACAGAAGGGAUGCGCCGGCUGCAACCGUAAGAUUAAAGACCGCUACCUGCUCAAGGCCCUGGACAAAUACUGGCACGAAGACUGCCUGAAAUGUGCCUGCUGUGACUGCCGCCUGGGGGAGGUGGGCUCCACCCUCUACACCAAAGCCAAUCUCAUCCUCUGUCGCAGGGACUACCUGAGGCUCUUUGGUACAACGGGGAACUGUGCAGCCUGCAGUAAACUGAUCCCAGCCUUUGAAAUGGUGAUGAGGGCCAGAGAUAAUGUUUACCAUUUGGACUGUUUUGCCUGUCAGCUUUGUAACCAGAGGUUUUGUGUGGGCGACAAGUUUUUCCUUAAAAACAACAUGAUUCUGUGUCAGAUGGACUAUGAGGAGGGGCAGCUCAACGGGAGCUUUGAGACGCAAGUUCAAUAGCCAAUCAGAGACGGCAGCAGCAGCUUUCAAACACACGCUUACGCGCUGGAUGGAUGUUCUGCUGCACUCAGAGAGAAGAGCAUCUGUCCGCUUGCCUGCAAUACUUUUUACAGUAAAAGCCGUAUUGGUCCCUGAGGACUCUAUUGUAAAUGUACUACUUUUUGGCCCUUCCUGUCCCCAACACUGAGCAGUUACACGUUUUGAUGUACAGUUGUGCCUGCUUAGCUGAGCACUGUAUUGCCUGUAUGGUUUUUGUGAUGUUUUUUCUGUUUUGGUCUCAAUCUUUCUCUCUCUCACACACACACACACACACGCUCUCUAUUUCUCUUCCUCAUGUUCUUCUAAUGCUUCUCUGAGGGUAUGUACAGUCUGUUUUCUGUAUAUAAACUGGAACAUUUAUUUUAUGAAACUGUAAUGCAAUUUUAUUACCAGUGUGAAUUAAAAAGAUUCUUAAAUGUUCAUAGUUGAGUUUGUUUUCUGAUCCCAAAGCCAAAAAAGUUUGAAGAAGCUGGCCCACGGAUCAACAGAUGUAAUUAUUGAACUCUUAAAACGGCUUAAGCUUCGAAAAACGUCUAUCGGACAACUACAAAGAAAUAAUAAAUGACAAUUUUCUAUACAGAAUGGCAUAAUGAAGCAGCAUAUUUUAAUUGCUGAUGGACAAAGACAAGUUGUUUUCAGAUGAAUUAAAUAUGGUCUUAUUUCGAAUAAAGCAAAUGAAUUCAAAAACUCAA
Messenger RNA from Danio rerio (zebrafish), 1825 nucleotides. RefSeq names its product LIM domain only 1 (gene lmo1). Lineage: Eukaryota; Metazoa; Chordata; Actinopteri; Cypriniformes; Danionidae. Gene Ontology annotation, cellular component: nucleus. The record is from RefSeq and is marked validated.